Molecule: messenger RNA, 927 nt
Organism: Tinamus guttatus (white-throated tinamou)
Lineage: Eukaryota; Metazoa; Chordata; Aves; Tinamiformes; Tinamidae
Source: RefSeq, a predicted model, not a curated record
GUAAUGGGAAAUUCCUCAGAAUUCCAGAAAGCAGUGAAAUUGGUGAUUGACACUGUUUCAUUUGACAAAGACUCAACAGUCCAAGUUUUUGAGGCAACAAUCAGGGUUUUGGGAAGCCUGCUUUCUGCCCACAUAAUAAUUACAGACAGCAAACAGCCUUUUGGUGAUAUGACCAUUAAGGAUUAUGACAAUGAACUGUUGCAUAUGGCUCAUGACCUAGCGGUGAGACUACUACCAGCUUUUGAGAACACCAAAACUGGAAUUCCUUAUCCUCGGGUCAAUCUGAAGAAAGGAGUACCUCCAAACAGCAAUAAUGAAACUUGUACUGCUGGAGCUGGCUCCCUCUUGGUGGAGUUUGGUAUUCUCAGCAGACUGCUUGGCGAUUCCACGUUUGAGUGGGUGGCCAGGCGAGCUGUCAAAGCCCUCUGGAAUCUCAGGAGCAAUAACACUGGGCUGCUAGGAAAUGUUGUGAAUAUUCAAACUGGCCAUUGGGUUGGAAAGCAGAGUGGCUUGGGCGCAGGGUCAGAUUCGUUCUAUGAAUACCUUCUGAAGUCUUACAUCCUCUUUGGAGAAAGGGAAGACUUGGAGAUGUUCAAUGAUGCUUAUCGAAGCAUUCAGAACCACUUAAGAAGAGGCCGAGAAGCUUGUAAUGAAGGUGAAGGUGACCCUCCUUUGUAUGUUAAUGUAAAUAUGUUCACUGGACAGCUGAUGAACACGUGGAUUGACUCUCUGCAAGCCUUUUUUCCUGGACUGCAGGUGUUGAUAGGAGAUGUGGAAGAUGCUAUUUGUCUUCAUGCUUUUUAUUAUGCCAUAUGGAAGCGAUACGGCGCUCUCCCAGAAAGGUACAACUGGCAAUUGCAAGCACCGGAUGUUCCCUUUUAUCCACUGAGGCCAGAGUUAGUGGAAUCCACGUAUCUUCUUUAUCAG